This is a messenger RNA of Schistocerca serialis cubense, 6339 nucleotides long. Its product is annotated as ubiquitin carboxyl-terminal hydrolase 2-like. The record is from RefSeq and is a predicted model, not a curated record. Gene Ontology annotation, cellular component: cytoplasm. Gene Ontology annotation, biological process: protein deubiquitination. Bases 1 to 1815 code for a protein of 604 amino acids. Gene Ontology annotation, molecular function: cysteine-type deubiquitinase activity. The transcript is spliced from 10 exons. Lineage: Eukaryota; Metazoa; Arthropoda; Insecta; Orthoptera; Acrididae.
AUGUGCCUGCUGGCCGGCCUGUUCGGAGGGGACGCGCACCACGACGGCGACGGCGGCGGCGGCGGCGGCGACUCGGCGCGGCCCGCCUGGAAGCCGUCCUGCGGGAACCUGGGGCUGCUGCUGCAGCGCUUCAUGGAGCUCGCAGUGAUGCCGUACAGCAGCGGGGCCGUGGCCACGGUCUCAGCGAUGCCGGUGCCCUCGGCCAGCCGCUUCUCGGCGGGCUCCUACCGCCUCAGCUCGUCGCUCAGCAGCCCCAGCUACUACACGUCCGAGUACCGCUCCAAGUACAGCACCCCCUCCAGCUCGACGUCGUCGGUGGCGGCGUACGGCCGGCGGCACCUGAGCCUGUCGGAGGCGGACUCCGGGCUAGGCGCCUCGUCGCGCUACAGCUCCGCCUCUGGCUCCAGCUUCAGCCUCUCGUCGUCGUCGUCGCGCGAGCGCAGCGAGGCGCGCGAGCCCGCCUACUCGCGGGCGUCCAGCCGGUCGCGCGCCGACUCCGGCGCCACCUCGGCGUCGGCGUCGGCCUCUGCCGGCUCGUCGGCCGGCGUCUCGGGCGGGCGCGCCCCGCGCAGCUCGACGGCGGCCGCGCUCGACGCCGUCCAGGACCUGUACAACAAGUACUCGCCGUCCGCCUACCUCGCCGAGCGGCCGCCGCGCGCCACCGCCGCCUCGACCACCGCGCAGCGCUACGCGCCGGCCGUCGCGGCCACGCGGACAGAGGAAAUCAGUGCUUCUCCACGUCUCUUGCGUGGCUAUUCACGAACUCCAGGAAAUGAACGCGGUGGUCUUGCUGGCUUGCGUAACAUUGGAAAUACAUGCUUCAUGAAUUCUGUGAUCCAGUGCCUCAGUAAUACAAAACCUCUGCUGGAAUACUUGCUCAAUGAUGGCCACCUGACUGACAUAAAUACAACUGUUUCUGGUAUGAAAGGGGCCCUCAUUAAAGCAUUCACUACAGUAAUUCAAGAACUAUGGCACAGUGACAGUAAUGGCACAGUCGUAAAUACUACAGCACUGAAAUCACAAAUCCAACGAUUUGCACCACGUUUUAUGGGCUACAGUCAACAAGACGCUCAGGAAUUUCUGCGAUAUUUAUUGGAGGGGCUACACGAAGAUGUGAAUCGUGUUACUGUCAAACCUAAACCGAUUCUUACAGAAAUUGAUGAGACAUUAAGUGACCAGCAGAAAUCAGCCGAAGCUUGGAAACGGUACCUUCGUGCCGACGACAGCAAGAUAGUGGACAUCUUCGUGGGCCAACUCAAAUCGACACUGCGAUGUACGGUGUGUGGUCACUGCUCUGUGACAUUUGAUCCCUUUUGGGAUCUCUCUCUGCCUAUCCCCGUGCGUACGGGGCAAGUGCGUCUCCAGCAGUGUCUCGACAGUUUCACACGGGAGGAAGUCCUCGAUGGUGAUGAGAAACCUACAUGUUCAAAGUGCCAGAUGCGUCGAAAAUGUACAAAAAGUUUCACUAUCCAGAAGUUUCCGAAGAUUUUGGUGCUUCAUUUGAAACGGUUUUCACCUACUGAAAGGUUCCGUGGUAAAUUGAAUGUGACUGUUGACUUUCCACUAACUGGCCUAGACCUGAGUGCGUAUGCUGCUAACAGGGGUCAGGGUUGCACAUACAACUUGUAUGGAGUUGCAAACCACUCUGGAACAACUUACUCGGGACACUACACUGCGUACUGCAAGCAUCCUUAUACGGGAGAAUGGCACGAGUACAAUGACUCGAGGGUAUCAACCAUUUCAUCUAGAAGUAUCAUGUCAAGUGAAGCCUAUGUCCUAUUUUAUGAACUUUUUGGACACACGUCACAUUUAUAAUCUUAGUGUGCCUCCAUUAUAUUGUGCUUCACCAGUUGAAAAGUGAAAGAACACUUAAAAUCUCAGAUUUUAUACAAAAUUUGACAUUGGUCAUUGUAUUAUUUAUUUAAUUUUGAAAUUAACUGAGGAGGUGUUGCCUGUUUUUUAUUGCUGGAAAGUUUUUUAAAUUAUAUGUUUGUUUUAAAGCAAUGUAACAAGCAAAUUGUGUGAAAGAGAAAGUGAGAAAGACACGUCAGAAAUUUUAAGAAAAUUGUAUAUUAUUAAAAUAAAAGAGAAACUAUCAAACUUCUCAUAAUAUUAUGAGCAAGAGUAAUGAAAUAAUUUCAUUAUUUGUCAUAAAAUAACCUGCAUGAUGCACUAGUACAAGCAAAAUGUCCCUGUUAUUGUCAUUGUGCAUCAGAGCUAACUAUGUUUAACAACUGAGUGGAUUUUUUUUUUUUUUUUUUUAAUAUAUGUAAGAAUCAUUAUGCCUGUGAGUAUUUUUUCAAUUUUAAAAAUAUUUUAUAAGGGUAUAGAAAUGUUACCAUAAGCAAUGUAUUGCAAAUGUUCUCUUUUGACUUAUAUAUCAUGAGUUCAUCUUUGGUACUUACGGUUAGUAUUACUUGACCAAGGAUCUAACAGUUUAUCUUUAAUUUAUUUUACAAAUGAAUCAUUAUUUUUACUAUUUCAUGAGUAAUGUUAAGCUGUUUAGUUUCUUUCAGCAUGAUACACUGUACAUAAUUUACAGGCUGAAUCAUAGAUGAUCAACUUCUUCCCUCUUAAUAAAUGGUGCCAGGUAUAUGGAAUUCAGUUUUUAACUGUGUUAUAGGUCCAGUAUUUGUGUGGAAAAAAACCCUAUUUAUUCUCAACAUAAAUAUUUCUGUUCAUGAAUUUAUAUCAUCUAAGAUGUCAAGGAUAGGUAUAUGUGUAAUACAUCUGGAAGGUACACAAAUAAUAAUUUCAUAAGAAGCUAAGUGGAAGUGAUGAGAGAGUAAAAUUAGGCGGGGGAGGGGGGGGGGGGGGGGGUGACACAUCCUGAAAAUCAAUAAGAAAAUAUAAAAAAAUAAAAAAGAUUUCAGCUAUAAACUUAAACUUGAACCAUUCACUCUUCCUGUACAUGUAUUGCUUCUCUGUAGAAGAAGAUCAUUAUCAUAAUUUAAGAAAUAUUUAUUGUUGUUGCUUGCCAUGUGGUGUCUUUUGUAAAUAUACCAGUGUCCAUAAGAAAUACUCUACUUUUGGCCAUAACUAUCAAUGAUAAAUGUUGAUGGUUUCCUUAAAUGGCAUGUAUCUUUUUAUUGCACCUCUAUGAAGGUGGGUUGUGAAUACAGAGCUCGAUUGUGAUUGGUGUUGAUAUUUCAAGUAAUUUUUGUGAUUAUAAUUGUGAUAAGUAGCACUGUGAUGAAACUUUAUAAGCUUACGUCAGCAGACAACAAUGAACAAUUCAUGGACUAAUAUAGAUUACAGAAGAUGGCAUUGUGUCAUAUAGUAAACAUUGUUUUAGGGUAUAUUGCGUUGUACACUGGCAAAUAAUAGUGGAAAGCAUUGUUGGUUUCUAAAUGACAGUCAUGUUGGAAAGUAAUUUAGUCUUAGAUUCACUGUCAAAUAUCAUUUUUCUAUUCAUUCCAACAUAUUAUUUAUUAAUAUAAAUGUUUUGUUGUACUCUUAUUGUCUAGAAGAAUUUGUUUUACUAGACAUAACCAGCAGUAGUUGAAGCAUUGCAAACACAGUGUACAUACAUUUAAACAGCUUAUCAUUUGUGGAAUUUCUCUGAUGCUUAUGUAAUUUGUGACCAUGACUGAUGCAGGGAGCACAGUCCUAAUAAUCUGUGAUGCAGAUUAAUAUUGUAGAAAAAAGCUGAAGAAUCUCAACAUGGCCCAAAUAAGUCAUAUUUUAUACCUAAAAUGGGAAUUUUGUGCUUUAUUAGACCCGAUGUCUCCCUGGAUCAAUCCUUCUUCACCUCACUUUGCAAGGGAAAAGGAGAAUUCAGUGGUCCUGAUGACUGUCAUAGGAAUAUUGCUGGCUCUGCCCAUUUUCGGUGUUGUAGUGUAUGAUGUUUAACCUCAUUCAGUAGCCAAAGAAAUUUUACUUGUUUACUGCAAAUACCCGAAUUUGUUGCCCACUUCCACAUAACUACACACAGCCAUAGAACAUACAUUUAAAACCUAAAAUGAGAUUAAAAGAAUGAACAAAGCAAGAAAAUUUGACAUUUGUGUUAGAUGUUGCUGUUACUCUUGUUUCUUAUAAAAUCAUAUUUUAGUGCUGUUGUUGCAGUAAAUCUGUGGUCACCAAGGUACUGUACUUUGGGAUGUAGUUUAGGUUCAAGCCUCAGAAGUAAUAUUGAGAUAUGAGUUACUGUUGCGUAAGGCUGUGCACAAAAUUAUGCUAACAGAAUUCAUUUUCAUAAGUAACGUUUUGGUAUGUAGCAUAGUAGUUAUUGUAAAAAUACAAAAUCUGUUAAAUUUACAAACACUGUACAUAGACCACAGAAGGAUAACAUUGUGAGUUAACAGUAUGCAUAACAACCAACCAAUGAAAGAUCAGCUACACGUUUUUGAAUUCUGUGAGCCACCUGCAGUGUCCUUUGUUGUUUUAUAUAAGUAAGCUAUAUAACUUAAAUAUUUAUUUAUUUAUAAAUUGCCUGAACAUAAAUUAAAAUCAGUUGUACAUAAAAUGGCUCAGUAUUUGAAUAAUUCAAACAGCCUCAACUUGAGAAUGAAAAAUUACAUAUGUAGCUAUUUGUGUACAUAUGUUCUCUAACAUGGAGAGACAUGUAUCAAAAAUAUUUUUCUGCAAUACAGCUACCAUGUAGCAAUAGUUCUGGAAUAUCUAAUAUGUAUAGCUUUCUGAAAUUUCACACAGAUUACAAAAUGCUUUAUGCUUUAGUAUUGCAUUUUUAUUGUUUCACUGUCUCAGAUGUGUGCCAAAGAAAGUUUCACAAAAGUUGCUGACUAAAUGAUAUUCCUUCCACAGGCCUGAUUCUACAGUGUGGAAUAAAUAUGCAUGAUGAGUUAGGAAAUUAUUGUAUGGGAAUUUGGACUAUGGAAAUUUUAUAAGAAGUAAUUUCAAAAUUGACAUUGUCUUUAAAAAAAAUGGUGCUAAAUGUUACAGGGAAGUGUGGCAUGAACUGGGGUUUGUUAGAGCAAUAGUUGAAGUCAUUGAGAGAGACUGAAUGCUAAUUUGAAACCUAAUGUGUAUUGUUACCUUGCAGCACUCAAUUUAUUCCAUAGACGAGUGUGGAGCCAUUCAGUAUGGUACAUUAUUUAUUUGUGAAUACUGUUGCAAUUUCUUUUAUUUUUUUAUUUUUUAUUUAUUUAUUUAUUUUUAAUGUUAUCAGUAUUCUGUCAAUAAUGCAAUGACUUAUUCCACAACCACUAACUUUGAGUCACAUAGUCACACUGAAUUCUGGAAUAUGGGUGAACAUCUGAGGGGCAAUGAGAAAUGAAGAAAAACUGGAAUAUAAAGGAAUACACAUAAGAAAAUAUCAGUAAAAUGAAAAAUCUUGGUAGGGAGAACUUUAAGAGGAAUAAAAAUGGGUGGUAACAGAACUAUGCCAUCUUUUAUGACUUUGCUAUUGAUGGAGUGUUGUAUCUAGCAACAAAAGUAAAUUAUAAACAAGGAGUUGGUAAAACGCUAUGAUCGACAUAUUUUUCAUUAUUUUCCUUUUCAUGUUAUUUUUCAUGCACAUCCUCUCACUUAAAACUGAAAAAUCUUUCUGUCCUUUAUCACACAGCUGGUGCUCAGUUAGCUGUACAAAAUCCGUGGUGUACCUGUCUCCAUCAAUAAAUAAGCCUGAAUUUAAACUCGGAAGUCAGUUACUGACUCACCUUGGCAAUGGAUCUAAAGCUCUCGCUCAACAUACCCUGAAAAGAAUUUAUGUGAUGUACUUGCAUGCCAGCAAAUUAAUUGUCUCAUACCAUGUAAGUUUAACACAAACACAGCGCUGAUCCUCAUAACACGUUGCAGUGGAAUACGACUUAGACGAUUGAGCAUUACUUAAGUUAUCUGUGCUGCAGCUGAAACGUGUAUAAACUGUAGUAGUUUAUCCUUACUCACCUGCAAAUAAAGAGUUGUGGUUACUAUUUUCUCCAGGUAUUUGGUAUUUUAAUGUGCUGUGGGGUACUGGGAUAAUAUCUUUUUAUAGAAAUGAAAGUUUUUAAAUGUAUCUUACAUUAAUGUGGAAGUUAAUAAUCUAAGGCAAAAGUAUGUGGGUACCGGAUACUGUAUUGCUGACAAGGGAACAUUCCCCAAGAAUCAAUAAACAAUCUCCAUGACACUUGACAGAUGUGUAGAGGGGCAAAAUAGUGCAAUAUGUAAUUUUUUAUUUGUGUGUCUUCAAAACACUCAUAUAUAAAAAGUAUUUUUCAUAUAGAAGUUGAUAUGUAAUUAAUGUUCUUGAAAACUGUAUAAUCAACAUUAGUAAUAAUUUGAAAUUUUGCAAAAUACCCGACCACCAUUAAUUAAUUCUGAAAUAUGAAAACUUUUGUUACAAUGUAAAGAAGCUUUCAAGCCACAUACAUCCAUGUGUAAUAAAGCUGGUUUCUGAAA